AUGCGCGGCGCGGGGUGCGGGGUGCGGUGGGAGCGAGCGCCCAGCCCAGGUUGUAGCCGCGCGGAGCCUGCCGGAGCCGAGCGCGGUGCAGGGGCGGGGACCGAGCCGCCGCCCCCUCCUCCCGGGCGCCCCCCGGGCUGCGCUCGCGGGCCCACGCCCCCUCGCCUCGCGCCGCCGCCCGUAGGAAGCCGGGGAGUCCCGGCGCCGGGGCCACCGCGCGCGCUGUCGCCCGCUGCAGCGGGGUGGAGGGGAGGGACGGGUGGUGGCGGGGACGAGAAGGAGGAGGAGGAGGGACAGAGCCCUCGUGACCUAGCCACCUCUGAAAUCCCACUUUUACUUCUUCUGUUCCUUCUGCUGCUGCUAUCCGGGCCCCCAGCUGUGCAGCCGGUGCCCCCAACCUGCUAUUCCAGGAUGCUGACCCUGAGCCGGGAGAUCACUGGGGACUUCCAGAGCCUGCAAGCUGCGGAGCCUGAGGAGCCAUGCGUGAGAUACCUGCCCGGCUUGUACCUGGAUAUUCACAACUAUUGCAUGCUGGCCAAGCUGAGGGACUUUGCGGCCUCCACCCAGUGUUGGAAAGUGGCCCAGGUGGAUGGCCUGAAGGAGAAAGUGCGGAAGCUGUACACCAUCAUGAACUCGUUCUGCAGAAGGGACUUGGUCUUCCUCUCAGAUGACUGCGACGCCUUGGAAUACCCAGUCCCAGUGACCAUGGGUCCCCCAAACCAUCAGAGCUAG
Castor canadensis (American beaver) is the source of this 732-nucleotide messenger RNA. It is a transcript of the gene Cytl1, whose product is annotated as cytokine like 1. Gene Ontology annotation, biological process: positive regulation of transcription by RNA polymerase II. Lineage: Eukaryota; Metazoa; Chordata; Mammalia; Rodentia; Castoridae. The record is from RefSeq and is a predicted model, not a curated record.